UAGAUAGUCGACGCCCUCCAAUUGGAAAAGUGAGGUUAGUAAACCAAACAACUUAAAUCGACCGCAUUAACAGGUAGCAGUUAAAAAUCGUAAAAAAAUCGUUCCUUAUAAAACCAUAAUUCAGUAUUUUUUUUAAAUAAAGAUAAUUAAAGUUGGAUUAACAAAUUAUAAAUUGAGAAGAUGUCUUCAGCCGGAUUUCCAUCUCAACAUACCACAGCAACAACAGUUUCUUCAAACACUACCGUUCAAACUAAUAUAAGGUUUGAUCAAAGUUAUCUACGAACGUUACCGGGGAUUUUAAAAUGUAUCCAAAUUACUGUAAACUUAAUUGGGUUUAUCUGUAUUGAAUGUACAGGUGUAAAUGCUUAUCAUUCCCGUGGGGGGUGGUUCGUCACUGUGGCUAUGCUUGGAUUUUGGACAACAGGUAUCCUCCUCACGUUUUAUUUGUUUCAUAUAAUCGAAAAAUUCUAUAAAAUCCCCUGGUUAAAGAUUGAAUUCGUUUUUUGUUGCGUGAUGGGCCUUUUCUAUUUGAUCGCUGCCUCAUUAGCCGUUUCAUUCCCAAUUGAGGGUUAUCGCGUUGGAGGCGUUUUCGGCUUUAUUGCAAUGUGUCUUUACGGGGGUGACGCAUUUCUCAAAUUUCAAUCAAUACAAAGAGGCGAAAUUGCACAAGGCGAACGUGUCACCGUUAGACAAACCACUACAUCACCAGCUUAUUAAAUUUCUUAAAUUUGUUUUACAACAAAAUUGUUUAUAAUUUUUAGGUUAAGUUUUUUUUUUUUUUUGUUGCAC
Onthophagus taurus is the source of this 789-nucleotide messenger RNA. Its product is annotated as plasmolipin. NCBI's taxonomy places the organism in Eukaryota, Metazoa, Arthropoda, Insecta, Coleoptera, Scarabaeidae. Gene Ontology annotation, cellular component: membrane. The record is from RefSeq and is a predicted model, not a curated record.